Messenger RNA from Salvelinus namaycush (lake trout), 1083 nucleotides. RefSeq names its product NACHT, LRR and PYD domains-containing protein 1 homolog. Gene Ontology annotation, biological process: regulation of apoptotic process. The record is from RefSeq and is a predicted model, not a curated record. Bases 21 to 995 code for a protein of 324 amino acids. The transcript is spliced from 6 exons. Lineage: Eukaryota; Metazoa; Chordata; Actinopteri; Salmoniformes; Salmonidae.
ACAGUCAACUUCUGAAAGACAUGCAGUACACACAAGGUGGUCCAUUGCUGGACAUCACUAUGGAGUUAGGUGAACUGGAGGAAGUUCAUCUGCCACACUUUGUCUGUUUAGGGACCAACCCUUCCCUGAGGAAUGAGAUGAAGAUUCUUCAUGUAGAGGAACAUGGAGUGUCUUUAGAGGAAGUGCAUGAGGUCACCAGAUUCCAUGCUAAGAUUCUCCAUCCCAAGUUCUCACUUAUCUCUGUUAUACUGAGCUAUAUCUUUUCAUGGAACGUAGAUGUCCACUGUGAGCUGAUGCUCUAUCUGACAGUGAAAAGGGAAACAUUAAUUUCUCGCCUAUACCUGUUCCCCUGGAACCCCGGCCAAAUACAGGCUGUGGAACAACAGGAAAAGUCUCAAGGGUCUUCAAGGAUUCUCAUCUCAAGACCAGAGCAGUCCUUCAAACUGAAUAGUUCCAUCAGACUGAACAUUCCCUGUUCUACCUCCAUCAAUCCACAGAAGAUUCAUCUCAUACAAAGAGACACCACACCAAGCUUUUUCAGGGCGGUUGUGAAAAUGACAGGGAUUGACAUUGAGAUGGAGUUAUUCAGUGAUGAUGAGAGGACAGUAUGGAAAGAAAAAGUAUCACAAGAUGAAUACAUCACUGACACCCGUUCAACAAGUGCUGUGUUGGGGGCAGGAGGUCCGGCUGAGAGCAGUCUGACUGGUUCUCCAGAGCACCAGCUGCGUUCUGUACGGACAAAGUUUGUGAACCAAGUGUCAAAAGCUGUCCUGAAUGGACUGCUGGACGGACUCCUGCAACACACAGUCAUCAACCAGGAGGAAAUGGAGUCAGUGAAGGUGAUCGCUGAGAGGGCAGAGAAGGCACGUGACAUCAUCGACAUGGUGUUGAGAAAAGGAACGGAGUCGUGUUCCAGGAUGAUCAACCUUCUUGGGGAGCUGGACCACUGUCUUUGUUCACAGCUUCAGAUCAACAGUGUUGGUGUACCAACCUAAUGGUAGAAUGGAUAGUAACAGUGUUGGGGUACCAUCCUAAUGGUAGAAUGGAUAGUAACAGUGUUGGGGUACCAACCUAAUGGUAUAA